AUGACUGGUAUUGGCAGGUGUGCGAAGGCCAUGGUCUAUAUACAUGUGAAAGGGGUUACGAGUCAUCCUUGCGUAGCCAGGGUGGUAGUGGCGAUAGUGCGUGGCCCUGUUAGCGGUGGCGAUAGUGGCGAUGGUGGCGAGGGUGGCCCUGGUGGCGGUAGCCAUGGUGGUUACGAGGGUGGUUUCCUUACACUUGCCUCGUGCCCCGCUAACCUUGACGUCGUAUUUCUCGCGAUAAUUAGAGAAAAGAAAGUAGAGAAGAGUCCGUCGUCGGCGGCGAGCAGCGAAGGCUCGCAAGAAGGCGGCGUCCGCCUGUUCAUGUCGCUGCUGGGAGCAGGCCAAGUGCUCCUCUACGGGUACUCGCUGGUGCCUUCUACGGCGAAGAAGUUAGAGAAGGCUGGCGCGCCUCUCGCGAGAGAGGCCGCCGAGCUGGCAAAGUCUGAGGUUCGUAACGUGCCAGUUACAGACCCCUUUAUCGACCCCAAGACGCCAGAGGGCCUGGGGCAGCGUUAUCGCCGCUCCCUGUUUGAUGUUUAA
This is a messenger RNA of Lasiosphaeria miniovina, 537 nucleotides long. RefSeq lists its product as uncharacterized. The record is from RefSeq and is a predicted model, not a curated record. Bases 1 to 537 code for a protein of 178 amino acids. The transcript has 2 exons. Lineage: Eukaryota; Fungi; Ascomycota; Sordariomycetes; Sordariales; Lasiosphaeriaceae.